This is a messenger RNA of Trypanosoma brucei brucei TREU927, 1389 nucleotides long. Its product is annotated as adenosine transporter, putative. Gene Ontology annotation, biological process: nucleoside transmembrane transport. Gene Ontology annotation, cellular component: plasma membrane. The record is from RefSeq and is a predicted model, not a curated record. The coding region runs from base 1 to 1389 and encodes 462 amino acids. The transcript has a single exon. NCBI's taxonomy places the organism in Eukaryota, Euglenozoa, Kinetoplastea, Trypanosomatida, Trypanosomatidae. Gene Ontology annotation, molecular function: nucleoside transmembrane transporter activity.
AUGCUCGGGUUUGAGUCGUUUUCUGAGUUCGUCGUCUAUGUCACCUUCAUCUUUUUUGGGAUGUCGGUGAUGAUGGUGACAAAUGCCAUUUACUCCAUACCAGCCUUCUUUACGGAAUACUACAAGUAUGCACAAGGCAGCUCGGACGCUCAAACAGAGAAUGAGAAUUUCUGGAACAACAUACUCACGUACUACAACGCCGCAGUGUUUAGUGCUCAGGUGCUUCUGGAAACUUUUAUGCUGACGAAUGUUGGAAGGCGAAUCCCCAUCCGGAUCCGGCUUAUCUUUGGCCUCACUAUUCCUCUUGUAGAACUUAUUGCGCUUAUACUUAUCACCGUGUGCCAUACCAGUGAAGCAGGCGCCAAAGCAACUAUUAUAAUUAUUGCUUUGGUUGGUGGUGUUUCCAAAACACUUUGCGACUCGAGUAAUGCGGCACUGGUAGGACCGUUUCCAACGAGGUUUUAUGGGGCUAUUGUGUGGGGUCUUGGUGUUUCCGGGCUCAUUACUUCCCUCAUGUCUAUCAUUAUUAAAGCUUCGAUGGAUGAUAGCUUCGAGAGCAUGUUAACUCAGUCGAGGAUAUACUUUGGUAUUGUCAUAUUUAUUCAGGUGAUCGCCUGUGUUCUUUUGGCUCUGCUAACGAAGAAUCCUUAUGCGAUAAAAUACGCCGCUGAGUUUAGGCAUGCUGCAGCGAAAGAGAGCGCAGUGGAAAGUAACGAACCUGUUCAAGAGACCAUUACAGACCAAGAAGCUAAUGCCGGAGAGGAGGGCGAACGGGUGGAGAAGUCAACUUCCAAGAUGAAUGUCCUGAACGUCAGCGAAGAUCCGGACAAGAUGAAGGAUACCGAUCAGGUUGAUGGCACCACCAACGCACAACAAAUGCUCGAUGCUAAUUUGUGGUUUGUGGUGAAGCGCAUUUGGCCCAUGUUGGUCUCGUGUUUCUUCGUAUUUUUUGCUACCCUCCUCGUCUUCCCCGGUGUAUUUUUCGCCGUUGAAGUGAAAGAUGGAUGGUACAUAACUCUCACCGCCGCUAUGUUUAACUUCGGUGACUUUCUCUCCCGCCUCGUACUUCAGUUCAAGCAGCUGCGCCCAUCGCCCAUCGUGGUCCUUAUCGGAACGUUCGCUCGUUUGUUGAUCAUUCCACUGCUUGUGUUGUGCGUGCGCGGCAUCAUUCCCGGUUCCGCACUCCCUUAUAUUCUUUGUCUUCUUUGGGGUCUCACAAAUGGUUAUUUUGGUGGUAUGUCUAUGAUUUAUGCGCCACGUACCGGCUCUUUAACAACUGCGGGUCAACGCUCCCUUGCCGCCAUUUGUGGGAAUUUGGCCCUUUUACUCGGCCUCUUUGCCGGCUCCAUGUUGGCUUUGGCGGUUAUGACGGCUCUUCCAGAAUCAUAA